Molecule: messenger RNA, 843 nt
Organism: Saccostrea echinata
Lineage: Eukaryota; Metazoa; Mollusca; Bivalvia; Ostreida; Ostreidae
Exons: 6
Coding region: 66-515 (149 amino acids)
Source: RefSeq, a predicted model, not a curated record
GAUCAUGCUAUGUACAGACCAACGGCACACAUUAUCUUGGCCUUUGCAAGUGCACAGAUGAUGAUAUGUAUACUUAUUCAGGUAGUCAGUGUGAGAGUAAAACUUAUUCAUGGAAAUUGUGGACAAUCAUCGCUUCUGGUGUAGGAGGGGGAAUCAUUGUUAUUCUCCUCUUUGCCGUCGUCAUACAGUGUGCAAGGAAGAAAGCGGGAUCAUCUAAUCAAAAAUAUGGCUAUGAUUCAGGGUUUGACGACCGUGAGAAUUUGAUGUAUGAUAGAAGGUAUGUUAGCCCAGACGAAUACCACAGAAAACCCCUACCACGGGACGAAGACACAGCGGAUCAAGUGAACUUACAGUCCUUUGAGAACCGGGGUUAUGACCACUGGGAACCAUCAGACAGCAAAGAUACCUAUGCUUCCAUGGACAGACACUUCCAAGAUCCAGCCUUUCAUGCUCAGAUAACAAGACCAAAGCUAACAACAAGUAAAUACGGGACUGAUAAGCUUACCCCAUUUUGACAACAAAAUGAGAUUGGAACUCAACAACCAGAACGUCCGUCCAUACUUUCUUCUGGAAGAAUGAAGGAGUCCUAAAUGAAACGAAAGAUAAAAAAAGACAUGAAUUCUGAAGUGUUCAUUGUGAAUUAUCUCUCUACAACUUUGAAAUAAAUCCUCAUUAAGCUGUAUGGCAUGGGCUAUAAGUGAUGUUUGCAAAACACUUCAUAAUCAUGUUCGUUUAAGUUCGAUAAUUGUUACAUUCUAAUAGAUGAUAUUAAAAUAUAAGAUUUCUAACUUACAGAUAAUAUAAAAUAUAAAUAAUGAUGUGAAUAUGAUAAAUUUUCUUUUU